AGACCAAUUUGACAGUUUUCGUAAUAAUCAAAACAUUACACGCACGAUUUAUCCUUUCUGUGUGAUAUUUCUGCCUAUUUUUCGAUAUUUGGACAAAGUUUUACAUUGUUAUCUAGCUAAAUAUUCGUUUUAACGAGAAAUAGAUGCAUUGAACUUGUGAAGCGUAUUUCAAGAUCAAACAAUGUCCGACCCAGCAGUGGAAAACAAACCGAAAAUUUCCGACCAGGAGCACGAGUUGGAAAUAGUGGCUUUCAAUGAAUUUCAAAAGGCGGAUUACGCAUCCUGUCUGCAAACAUUGCUCAAAUUGCAGAAAACGCAGGACGCCAAUCCGAAGGUCGUUCACAACCGGGCGGUGGCAGAGUUCUAUUUGAGCGAUUUGCGGAAGUACGAACAAUUCCGGAAGACGAUGGUCCAAAUCACGGAACUGGUGGGCGAGAUUCAGCACUCGGUGGAGGUGAAACAGCCGGAACUGGCCGCGGCCUACGUCAACCAAGCGAUGAUCCUGUACCAUUUUAGGCAACCGUUGGCCGCGUUGAAGAUAAUGAUGGCCGUGAUGGGACACUUUGAACAGCUGGAUGAUUAUCUGCUUCGAAAAGCCGGGAUAUUUACGGUGCACUUGCUGUUGGACACGAAUCAACCGAGGAAGGCCAAUGUAUUGCUGGGGAUGUUGCAGACACGGUUGAGCAUCCGGGUGCAGGAGAUUCUGAACCCGGACGACGAGGAGGAGAAGGUUGUGGACAACGAAAGCCGGAAGGAUAUAUCGGAGAUUCAGUUCGAGGAGUUUAGGAAAGAGUUCCGGCUGAUUCUGAUUCGAUCGAAUCUGCUGAACGGGAAGAAACAUUUCACGAUCCCUUGCGAAGAGACGUCGGAGUAUUCGAUUCUCAAAGGGCACCAGUACUAUCUGGGAAACGAUUAUCAAAUGGCAGCGAAGGAACUGUCGAAGAGGUUUGUCAACGAACCGAACAAAGUGCCUUCGCAUGGGGAAGAUCAGAAUACGUGUUUGGCCAACAAUAUGGGGCUGAUUCAUUUUGCGGUGAAGCAUUACGCUCUGGCAGCUCGAUUCUUCCAGCAGGCAUUGCUCUUUGAUCAAUCUGCUACGGAAAAGGUCGAAGGGUCACCUUUGUAUUGUGUAGGAGCGACAAAGCGACCGGAGAUUCUGUACAAUCACGGAAUCACGCUCCUUCAUUUGCAAAAGCCCAAAGAAGCUUUCGAAUGUCUGUUGGUGGUAUUGAAUUCGUACCACAAUAAUCCCAGGCUUUGGUUGCGAUUGGCGGAAUGUUGCAUAAUGGCCCAUCAGCAAAUGCAAAAGGAGCAGAUGAAGAACGUAACGACGGUUUUGCAGCACCGGAAGCAUCUGCAGAAGCGACCGUUCAAUUGUGAAGAAGAGUCGGCAGCUAUUCCGAGUACUUCGUUGGAAUUUGCUUCUCUGUGCCUUCGGAACGCAGUCACGUUAAUUGAUUAUCACACGAAGGAAAUGACCAGACAGCUGGAAGCUACUUCAAAACCAGCUUCGUGGGACAAAGUGUACGAAGGCGUACCCUGCAGCCCAUCGCAACCCUUGAAACCGGCGAGCUUAGAAAAGCUUCGCAUAGCAACCCUUAGUGCCUACAGUUACGUCCAGCUGUGCCUAGGCGAAUACACAAUGGCCCUAAAAUACGCACAGGAAACGCUCACCAUCGAAGAUCUCCCAGAAACUCAUCAGACACUUGCCUCGAUGUAUUGCGCCGAAGCAUUGAUCAUGAUGGAUCGCAUCCCGGAAGCGCUAGUCUAUUUGGACCCCAAGCGAAUGCAGGACUUCAAGGGGGAAGAUUUCACCACCCGAGGAUCGCCCAACUGGAGCAUGAACACGCUGGAAGCGGCCCAGUCCGUGAUGCACUACAAUCUGGCAGUGACCCUGUUUACCAUGGGCGAUUACGAGAAGGGCAAAAUUUGCAUGAGCGCUUGCACCCAUCCGGUUGUGGUGCCGCACCUGAAGAUGCUCAAAAUGUACUACGAGCUGGUGUUCGGGAACGUGGAGAAGGUCAAAAUGAUGGCGCGGUACGAUGCGGGGAAUUUGGUUUGAAAUCAGAUUGCGAUUGUAGUUAUUGUAAAUAAAGUUGUAUAAUUCAUA
Molecule: messenger RNA, 2110 nt
Organism: Aedes aegypti (yellow fever mosquito)
Lineage: Eukaryota; Metazoa; Arthropoda; Insecta; Diptera; Culicidae
Gene: Not10
Product: CCR4-NOT transcription complex subunit 10
Exons: 2
Coding region: 182-2062 (626 amino acids)
Biological process (GO): negative regulation of translation; mRNA catabolic process
Cellular component (GO): CCR4-NOT complex
Molecular function (GO): protein binding
Source: RefSeq, a predicted model, not a curated record